Molecule: messenger RNA, 702 nt
Organism: Alternaria arborescens
Lineage: Eukaryota; Fungi; Ascomycota; Dothideomycetes; Pleosporales; Pleosporaceae
Exons: 2
Coding region: 1-702 (233 amino acids)
Source: RefSeq, a predicted model, not a curated record
AUGACCCAUCCUUAUGUUCCUCGUGCCAGGGUCUACCGUCCAUCGUACGGUAACGUACUGCCACAGACACCAGCAGCUCUUCAGCCCAACUACAACGCAGAGGUGAACCGCAUUCCCAUCAACCCCCGCCGUCACACCGCCGCAAAUAUAAUCCCAUCCCAACAACCUCAGCAACAAGGCUCUCACCUACACCCUCUUAUCCACCGCACAACGCGCGCCUAUGACCUCGUCAUCAACUACGCUCGCAACUCCAACGGCGGUACCCGCUGGUCGUACGAGGAUAUCGACGAUAUCAAGCACGUUGGGAAGUAUCUACAUCGCGACGUGCUUGAUUUGAAAUACUGGAAAGAAUUGGUUACAAACGGGGGUGACAUGGAUGAGGGCACUGCGAGGAGGAUAUGGGACGACGAGGAGAGGUUGAAGAACUACUGUGAGCGGGUUCUGGAUGUGAUUGGGGAUACUGAAAGGCUUCCGCUGAGGCAGCGUAUGACCCAAGAUGAGGAGAUGGAUGAAGGUUCUAGGGAGAGCGAGUAUGGUGUUGACGAUGGCCGCAACGAUCUCGGCGGAAGGACGAUCUCGGAGGAAAGCGUGGACGACGAGAUGUAUACAGACCUAGAGGACAAGGUCGAAGAGAUCGAUCAGCCGGUUGAUGCACGGUGGGCAACCUGGGCAAGUGAGUCUUCAGCGCGGUUCGCUUGGUGA